AUGGCGUAUCCAAGACAGAUCGCAAACAUCACCUCACACGUCUACGGUCCUUAUCCGGAAGACAUAAUCUUGAAGGAUAACUACCCGCGUGCAGGUGUCACGUUGGCUAUCAGGGAGCUGCAAAUGUAUCGCGACAAUAGGCCUGUAGGAUUCGAUGACACAGAAUUAAUCGGAAAUCCUCCCGCUGGCUCCGUUGUCUUCUUUGGUGUCUUCGAAAUCUCUUCGCUGGAUUGUCUCUCAGAGCUCGGCUUGAAGUUCCUGCAAGAAGACCUCCGGAAAUAUGAUGAGAAGAUUCAUUUGGCCCACGCAGUGAGUGGGCUAACACUGGGGGCGUUGUAUGGACACAGGAAGGGCGAAGGUUCGCGUAUAAAGGUUAGGAUCCAAUGCCGAAAGGUAUUGCUGGCCAAUUUCUUGACAACGAACACUGAUCCUGAGAAACUUAUCAUCUACUCUGAAUUCGCGGAUCGCAGUAGACGGCGCUUUUGGGUCCAAUCUCUCCAUGUCUCAACAUAUCGUUCAAGUCGCAAUUUUUUCGACCGAUAUCGCCUUCGAGCAUUGAUAGAGGACCUUAUACGGACAGACCGCCAAAAAACACCAUUAGAAGGGCGAAAUAUUGACUGGCUUGUCCGUCAAUAUCUCGAAACAAUACACCCCCGAGACAAAGACAAUCGGAUAAUAUACGAUCCUCCCCCAGACAUUGACGCAUCUAGCGAACCUCGCCAUCUGCGGCACCUUCCACAUGCUGCAGUGCGGGGCUAUUUUGCCUCACACGCGGAAUGGCUCCUCGCGCAUCAGAUAGCUUCUGCUAGCAAAAGUGUCAAGCUCCUCGAUAUUCCGCAAUGGAUUCAUUUCUGUCGAGAGGUUCGGCAGGACGCUCUUGAGGCCAAGAAGAAUGGGGUACGAUGGGGUCUACCACACGGCGAAGAAUCCGAACUUACAGGACCCCAUAACCUUGCCCGCAGCCUUGCACGGUUCGGUUUCGAUGCAAAAUACUGGGCGAAACGACUGAAGAUUGCUCAUAAAAAUCAAGAAAACUCAAAGAAGGCUGGAAAGGCUAGACCUUCUCCUGAGAUCGACCAACGCGAAGAUAUAGCUGCCACAGGCUCAGGGUGGAACAUGCAGUAUGAUUCAGACUUCAGCGAAGCAUCUACACCAGAAGCGACGGACUCAGAAGGAGACGUACCCACCUUUCCCACCUCCAGAAUACCUGCAUUCUGCUUUCAACAGCCUCAACUUCCAAGCGGGCGCUUCACUUGGCACUGUCCAGGAUGUCACUACAGUAUCAAUUUGUUGGACCUGUCCCCUUCAGACCUCGACGUGGUGCCUAUGGAACUCAAGAGGGGACUGCUAACUCAGAAUUGGACUAUGAAUGAGAGUAACGUUCGAGAGGCCCUCAACUUAAUGGUUUCGUACCAUUAUGAAAAAAACCAUCUGGCUGCCAGCGGGGUUACAUUUGAGCCUUCACACAAUGGCAAGUGGCGAGCUGUGGACACAAGAUUACCGAAUACAUCACUCACACUAAAGACGGUCAAAGUCGAGCAUUCCGAUAGCAAUCUAUCUGUUCUGCGUCGGAGUAGUCGCAAGCCUCGACCACGCAGACUUGGUGAUUAG
Messenger RNA from Cyclocybe aegerita, 1611 nucleotides. The record is from the annotation of a GenBank genome assembly. NCBI's taxonomy places the organism in Eukaryota, Fungi, Basidiomycota, Agaricomycetes, Agaricales, Hemipholiotaceae.